Molecule: messenger RNA, 1412 nt
Organism: Linum trigynum
Lineage: Eukaryota; Viridiplantae; Streptophyta; Magnoliopsida; Malpighiales; Linaceae
Source: the annotation of a GenBank genome assembly
UAAUUAUCAUCAUUCAUCAUCUUUGCACCUAAUAUAGUUAGCUUACAACAACCUUAACAUAAAUAUUAAAUGGGUUAAUUGCAAGGAUGGUCACUGGGUUUACUAAAACCGUUCAUGUUUGGUCACUGCAAAUAUUUAAUUUCAUUCAUGGUCACUAAGAUUAGUUCAAUAGUUCAAGUUUGGUCACUCUCCAUUAGUCUCCGUUAGUUUUUGCUGAUGUGGCAGUCAACUAUUAUAGUUGACCGUUAAAUGAGUGACGUGGCCAAUAAAAAAAUAAAAAAUUUAAAUAUUUACAAUUUCCACCUGAUUUUACAACUAUUAAAAAUAAAAAUAAAACUUACCUCCUCCCCAACGUCGUCGCCACCACGGAUCUCCGAUUCAGCCUCCUCUCCUCCAACUCCUCCCUCGCGUUCACGCUCUUUGCGCCCCCUGACCGCUUCCUCUACUCUCUCGACAUCUCCGCCGCCGUGCCCCGCUACGUCCGCUUCCUCCUCCGCCACAUUUCCCCCGCUCUGCUCCCGGCCAACUCCCUCCGCGACCGGGGCGAUUCCUACAUCGACACUCUCCUCCCGGGCACCGCCUCUUGAUGAUCGGCCGCUGCUGCUCCCCGCUCAUCCUCAGAAACGGCACCGUCGUGGACCAGUCGGUGUUGUCCGUGGACGGCGUCCGCGUCUCGGAUCCGGAACUUUACGUCGGGUCGACCGUCGCCGCGCAUGGACUCGCCGGGAUUCUCGGCGGAUCAGACGAAGAUGCAUAGCGCUCCGCUGCUUCUCUCCGUCGCGUUCAGCCCUUCGCCGCUGCUCUCCGCAGAGAUUCUAACUCGCGAGUUCCAAUUCCUCUCCCCGCCACCGCUCAAGCUCAAUCUCCUCCGCCUCCGUGGGAAAUUAGUUGCACCUAUCCUGCCGCGGAACGACGACGACGUCCCUCCCGCCGCAGUCGAUUGACUCGGAGUUCGUGAAACUAGCGGCAUCGCCAUGAACCGUUAGUUCCUCUAUCCGGCGGUUCCUUUCUGCUUAUCAGUCUCCAUCGGGGCGAAGAUGCAUAGCGCUUCUCUGAUUAUUGCGGAGCUUCCAUUUUUUGGAAUCUUUUUGAAAUUGUUUUAUAACCAGAGAAAGCGAGCAGCAAGACGGAUGGCCAGGGAAGCAAUCAGAAAGGGGGUUGAAGAAAGUCAAACCUGGGAUUCUCGGCGGAUCGGACGAAGAUGACCUGAAUUUCGAGGAGCUUGAUGACGGGGAAGGUUAUGGUUAUGGCGACGAUGGAUUCUUCUGGUAUCCGAGCUCUGCUUGGCCGUCGGAGUAGAUGGCGGAGAGAAAUCGGAGGGAUCAGAAUCGCGUAGAUGGCGGAGGUAAGUUUUAUUUUUAUUUUUUAAUAGUUGCAAAAUGAGGUGGAAAUUAUAAAUAUUUUUAUUUUUU